AGCGGCCCCGCCGCCAGUCUGCCGGCGCUGCGGAGCGGAGGAGCGAGGCCAUGGCGGCGGCCCCGGCGGAGGCGGAGACCCGGCAGCGGCUGCUGCGCACCGUCAAGAAGGAGGUGAAGCAGAUCAUGGAGGAGGCGGUGACGAGGAAGUUUGUGCAUGAGGACAGCAGCCACAUCAUCUCCUUCUGUGCUGCUGUGGAAGCCUGUGUCUUGUACGGCUUGAAGCGGAGGGCGGCAGGGUUCCUGCGCAGCAACAAGAUAGCAGCUCUGUUUAUGAAGGUGGGCAAGAGCUUUCCUCUGGCGGAGGAGCUUUGCAAGAAGGUGCAAGACCUGGAGCAGCUCAUUGAGAACGCACGAAAUCAAGUCCAGGGCAUCCCGGAGAAUGUGCGCAAGAUGCCGAAGCUGCCCAACCUGUCUCCUCAAGCCAUCAAGCACCUCUGGAUCCGCACAGCCCUCUUUGAAAAGGUCUUGGAUAAAAUCGUGCAUUACUUGGUAGAAAACAGCAGUAAGUACUAUGAGAAAGAAGCUCUCCUGAUGGAUCCUGUGGAUGGACCAAUUCUUGCAUCUUUAUUGGUGGGGCCCUGUGCGCUGGAGUACACCAAGAUGAAGACCGCCGACCACUUCUGGACAGACCCCUCAGCUGACGAGCUGGUUCAGAGGCACCGGAUCCACAGCUCACACUGUCGCCAGGACUCACCCACCAAGCGCCCGGCGCUCUGCAUUCAGAAAAGGCAUUCGAGUGGCAGUAUGGACGACCGGCCAUCGCUGUCUGCCAGGGACUACGUGGAGUCGCUGCACCAGAAUUCCCGAGCCACGCUCCUCUACGGCAAGAACAACGUCCUGGUGCAGCCGCGAGACGACAUGGAGGCAAUCCCGGGAUACCUGUCCCUUCACCAGGCAGCCGACAUCAUGGCGCUGAAGUGGACUCCCAACCAGCUGAUGAACGGCUCUGUGGGGGAUCUGGACUACGAGAAGAGCCUAAGCUCUAAAACUUCCCAGUGUCAAGACGUGACCAAGGAAGAGAGGAGUGAGAUGACAAACGUGUACUGGGACUAUGCCAUGACUAUUCGCCUGGAGGAGAUCGUCUAUUUGCACUGUCACCAGCAUGUAGACAGCGGUGGAACGGUGGUCUUGGUGAGCCAGGACGGGAUUCAGAGGCCACCGCUGCGGUUCCCCAGAGGAGGGCACUUGCUGCAGUUCCUGUCCUGCCUGGAGAACGGCCUCCUGCCCCACGGGCAGCUGGAUCCUCCGCUCUGGUCGCAGCGAGGAAAGGGCAAGGUGUUUCCCAAGCUGAGGAAGCGAAGUCCCCAGGGCUCCUCCGAGUCUGCGUCCGACAAGGAAGAUGACGAAGCCACGGAUUACGUUUUCAGGAUAAUCUACCCAGGGACGCAGUCUGAAUUUGUUACCAUUAAUGGUAAUUUUCAUCCACUCCUUGUGUCUGUGAUCUCCAUCGCUGCUGAGAGAGGGAAGAUCGCGAGGACUCCAGCUGCAAGCAAGAUGGUGGUGAUCCCCAAAUGGUUUCUGAGUCUCCCCAUCACGUCCCGACCUCCCCUUGCCGCUCCGGGGGCCGCUCAGCAUCAGUUGCCCCAGGACCUGAUGGACACGCCGGGCGCUGGCCUUCCUCCCAUGUGGCAGCCCAGCACCCGCAAGUCCUCCUGCUCCUCCUGCUCUCAGAGCGGCUCCUCCGAUGGUGGGCCGUCCAACGGCUGCAGCCACGAAAGAGCUCCGCUGAAGCUCCUGUGUGACAAUAUGAAGUACCAGAUCCUCUCCCGGGCCUUCUACGGCUGGCUGGCCUAUUGCAGACACCUCUCCACGGUGCGAACCCACCUAUCCGCACUGGUUAACCACAACAUCGUGUCUCCUGACGUGCCCUGCAGCGCCAGCUCGGGGCUGACUGUGGACAUAUGGCAGAGAUACCUGCAGGACAGCACGAGUUACGAGGACCAGGAGCUGCUGCGGCUGAUCUAUUACGGCGGGAUCCAGCACGAGAUCAGGAAGGCUGUCUGGCCCUUCCUUUUGGGCCAUUACCAGUUUGGGAUGACGGAGGCAGAAAGGAAGGAGGCUGACGACCAGAUCCGCACCUGCUACGAGCACACCAUGGCGGAGUGGCUGGGCUGCGAGGCCAUCGUCCGGCAGCGGGAGAAGGAGUCGCACGCAGCAGCUCUGGCCAAGUGCUCCUCCGGGGCCAGUCUGGAUUCCCACAUUCAGAGGAUGAUGCACAGGGACUCGACGAUCAGCAAUGAGUCUUCGCAGAGCUGCAGCUCUGGCCGACAGAAUCACGCCCGGCUGCAGAGCGACUCCAGCUCCAGCACGCAGGUGUUUGAAUCCGUUGAUGAAGUGGAACAGGCUGAAGCAGAUGCUCAGCUGGAAGAUGGCAAACAAAGCAAGAUCCCCAACGGGACGGUUCCCAACGGCACGUGUUCCCCUGAUUCUGGCCACCCCUCUUCCCAGAACUUCUCCAUCGCAUCGGGAUUCUCGGAGCGCAGCUUCAGCAAUGAGGACAGCGCCCUGGAAACCAAUAAAUCCUCGGCCAGCUCUCAGGGAAAGGCCGGGGGGUCCGAGGUGCCAGCCCCACAGGACCCGGAUAGUGCCCGGCAGGAGGAGAAGCUGCAGGGUCAAGACAGCCUGGAAGGUGAAUUUCCCACCGGUGGAAGCGUGGACUUUGUUCCCGUGGGUGAGAGCUCGGCAGGGGUCCUGCGUGAUCGUGACGCUGUGGCCCUGACCGUGGUAGAGAGCUGGGCAGACAGCGAAGCUGAAAAGCAAAGCUUGGUGGAGAGUGAGGAUAACCUCUCCGAGGAGCCGGAGAUGGAGAGUUUGUACCCGCAGCUGGAUUCUCUGGCUGUAGCUGAUCUGGCCAACAGUGAAGCGUCUGCUGUCUCCUCGACGGGCGUCACCUACUCUCCAGAGCUGCUGGACAUGUACACGGUGAACCUGCACCGCAUUGAGAAGGACGUGCAGCGGUGCGACCGCAACUACUGGUACUUCACCCCUGCCAACCUGGAGAAACUCCGCAACAUCAUGUGCAGCUACAUCUGGCAGCACAUUGAGAUUGGCUACGUGCAGGGGAUGUGUGACCUGCUGGCCCCUCUCCUGGUCAUCCUGGAUGACGAGGCUCUGGCUUUCAGCUGUUUCACCGAGCUGAUGAAGAGGAUGAAUCAGAACUUCCCCCACGGGGGAGCCAUGGACACCCACUUUGCCAACAUGAGAUCUCUGAUCCAGAUCCUGGACUCUGAGCUCUUCGAGCUGAUGCACCAGAAUGGUGAUUACACUCAUUUCUACUUCUGCUACCGAUGGUUUCUCCUGGACUUCAAGAGAGAGCUGGUGUAUGAUGACGUCUUCGCCGUCUGGGAGACCAUCUGGGCGGCUGCACACGUUUCCUCUGCACACUAUGUGCUCUUCAUAGCCCUGGCUUUGGUGGAAAUGUACCGGGACAUAAUCUUGGAGAACAACAUGGAUUUUACAGACAUCAUCAAGUUUUUCAACGAAAUGGCUGAGCGGCACAACACCAAGCAGAUUCUGAAGCUGGCUCGGGACCUUGUCUAUAAAGUCCAGACUCUGAUCGAGAACAAAUGAAGGACGUGGGGAAGACGAGGCAUCCAGACCAAGAGCCGGGACUCCCCCCUCAAUGCUUCCUCCCCUUCUCCUUUUUCUCGAAGUGCCACACCUGCGGAAAUAAGGUAGAUGGACACAUGCUGCUGUCUGAACUGGAAGUACCCUUAGCUCUCAAGUGCUGUGUUCAGUGUUAGGUCCAGGGGCCCCGGCUCAGAUCUUCGCAGCCUUCUUCAGUGACUUAACCAAAGAUCUGUACGAUUGCAUUUUAUCGCUAAGGACUUGCUUCGGAAGCAAGACCCAGGCAGUCGCUUCCUCGCCUUGCUGCAGCACGUGUGGUUACCACCACCGCUGCCGAGGCAGUUGCCAGCGUCCCAGGUCAGAGCUCGGGCUCUGGGAGAGCAGAGCUGCCAGCCCUCCUCGGGGCCAACUCGGGCUCCGCAGCCUUUGUUGCAAGGAAAUAAAGCUGCUUCCUUGGACAGCCGUUAGCUGUGGCACGGGGAAGCCAGCCAGCCCUGCAAGCCCGGGCAAGGCAGGGAUGCCGCGAGUACUCGGCUUCUUACUAACACAAUGAGGUUCUGCCAGUAACAGAGAGGGACUUUGAUCACAGAAAUUCCUCUUCUUUUGAUCUUGUCCCUUGAUGCAUAGCAUCCCCUUUAGUAUUUUUGUAGGGCUCUGUUCUCUCCCUGGGAUUUUUACAUUGUUUGUUACUACACUAUCUGAGCACACAAGAGUUUCAGCUCUGGGUGGAUUUUCAGAAGAGCUCCAAAUUCAGCAUUGGGUUUUUCUUUCAAAAUCCAGCCUCUGUAGCGCUCUCUGAACACUGAAAAACCUGGCCCUAACCUCCUCUGGGAACUCUAGACUUGAGGUUUUCUUACCUGCCUUACUCUAGCUGCUCGUGUUAGGGGUCUGGUCUCCCUGUGGUUCUCCUGCAGCCCCUGCCAGGGCAGAGCUCCUCGGAAGGCAAGUCAGAGCUCCCGACGUCGGCGACUGUCCUGACUUUCCCUCCGAAGGUGCCCGUCUCUUCCUCUGUUAGUUAAAAGACCAGCUGCUCAAAGCUAGACAGUGCAAACAAUCCCCUUGGUGCCUGCAGGUUUUCUGUGUGCUUCUGGGGCUGGCUGCAAAGCCCCCUAAGUCCGCUGACAGUCUCCAGUGAAGUCUUGGUGGGCUUCUUUCACGCGCCUGCGAAGAGGCAAAUAGCCCAAGGUCCCUGAGUGGUCUUUGCUUUUGGAAGAUGCGCUUCUGUGGCCACUUUCCCUGCAGUGGCUCUCCAGCGCCGCAGCCCCCGGAGCACGCUGCGCAAAGUGCCUCUCCGGCACUACGGGCGCGAGAGCUGAGCCGCUGCGCCACACGAAGGCUGCGCUACGGAGGGUUUGGAUUCAUUUUUCAACUCAGGUAAAAACCAUAAAGGAUAAAGGAGAGGCGUAGGUCAUUGGUAGGUCUAGUUCAGCCAGGGAGGGCUUUGUCCUGUCCGCAGCAGAGUGCCGUGAGCGCGCGCUUUCAGCAGCAGGGAAGAUGCUGGCUUGUAGCUCUCUAUAAGGGUACUUUCUCUCAAGUUUUGCUGCAAAAAUUUGUGUUCCCCCUCCAUGCGAUGUGUGACGUGCGUGUGCUCUCCUCCUCCCCUCUGCAAGACAAGGCCCUGCUCUUCUCUUGCUGUCGGAGCGCUGCUCACCAGAAGGGAAAAGGGGCCUUUCCCUUCCUCUGUGUGCAACAUCUGUCUGGGCUGUGUUUCGUGUUUCCCUGUGGCGUGUGUCAGAUGUCGCUUGCAAAAAAAAAAAAAAAAGACAGAUGUAAAUCUGCAGAAGAGAAAACUGCUGCUUCAGAAAAGUUCUGCAGAGCAUGGUGAAGCGAUUCGCAGUUUCUGAGCAAAUCGGCCGGUCUUUCUGCAGUACCGGGAGACGGAGGCUGCAGCUAGAAACGCGGGGGAACAGCAGUGCACGCUGUGCCCCCCUUAGGGAAGAGCACCGCAGCGGGGGGGAGAGCGAUGGGCAGCCUUUCUCUUCUCACAAUAGCAACAAGCAGCUGUGUACCGACAAUCGAGGGAAUUCUUUGAAGCAGUUUUCUGCAGUAAAUGUCCACAGAGUGCUCGGUCCGCAGUAGCACAGGAAACAAAGGCGUUUGAGCUUCAAAUCUGCCAGUUCACGUACGAAUCUCUCGUCUUUCCACAAAGCAGAGCGGGAAGCUCGUGCCCUCCCUCCCAGCCUGCUCCUGUUCCCUCUAGGACAGGUACUGGUCUGCCUGCGUCACCGAGGGGGGAAGCGCUCUGCCCUCCCCUCUCUGAGGGACAACAACCAAUAGGUCACCUUUAAAUACGGUCUCAUCGAGCAACAUCGCUGACACUUUACCUUUCACGCUUCUGUUUUUCUUUUCUUGGUUUUUAAACAAAACCAGCCAAGAAAUUCUGCACAAUAUUUGCUGUCUGUAUCAACUGAGAGUGUCUUUGGGCCGCUCAAUAGCAGUGUUUUUUGAAUAACUUCUGGGGGAAAACAGUAUUUAUUUAUUGAUUGUACAUUACUGUGUGUCCUUGUAUACUGAAGUAUGUGAGUGUGCAUUGUUAUGCAAAUGGAGAUAUAUCUUUUCAAUGUUCUUUACAAUAUCUUGUAAAUGUUUACCAGAAAAUUGUGUCUAUAUAUACUAUAUAUAUAUAUAUAUACAGUAUAGAGAGAAAAUAUGUGAAUUAAGUGGGUUAUUUUUUGAGGGGGGGAGAAGAAAUCUUUUGCUUCGAAGAACUGGUGGUUUCUAUAGCACCUAUUCCAUGAUGUGCCAAUCCGUCACCGUCCUGGUACUGUGAGAGUUGUUCUGGUAUGGCAGCGGGAAGCUCAGAGCAGAACCACCAUCGCCUCAGCUUGGCUCGAUUUUAAUUCUGACUUAAAAACUGGGAAAGAAUAAAAAAAAAAAAAAAAGGAAGGAAGGAAAAAAUAAAACCAAAAAGAAAGCUUUGUUCCAGCUCUGGUGCUGAGUCGAGUCGGCAGGAGCAGACCUCUGCCCGAGCUGUGCAGGGUGUCGUGUCUGCCCUGGGUAAGAACAGUCGCAGGGUUGAGGCUUGGGGCGGGUUCCAAAGAAGUUGGGAUAGUCCAAAGAACAUGGUAUGUCAGGCUAGAGUUAAACUGGGACGGAAGUCAUUCUCCUUUGCAGCCCAUCACAGCGUUUGUUAGGAAGGGAACGACACGACCUGUGCAGAGCGGCUGCGGAGCCGAUCCGCUCUCCUAGCGCCCGUCCCCACUGGCUCCGCUGAAGGCAGCGUGUCCCAUCACUGUUCUGCUCCAACUUUGCAAAGUCAGCGAAAGCCAUCUGCUCCCGAACGCUCCGUGAGAACUCGAGUCUGACCUCGGAGGUCCGGCUUUGUGUUCCCACGCGGAUGUGAGACAGAAGACGCGAGCGGUUUGCGGGUCCUGCAGCGGUGGCCGGUGCUGCUCCGUGGCCGCCCGCCCUGCCUGACCCUCGCUGUGGCUGCGGGAGGCCAGAAACAGGCUCUGGUGGUCCCUGUGCUCUGCCCUUCCACGGCCCCCGUCCACACGUGGUCCCACCUCGGUUUUGAGCACCUUGCCAGCAGUCGCAGUGGGUCGCGCUCUGCUCCUUGCUGGCCCCUCGGGGCAGCGCUGUCCGACCGGCAGGUUUGUGUGCUUGAGGAGACCCGUGGCGAGGCAACGCCGGGGGUCUGGGGCUCGAGAUCUAUGGGAAGGUUAAAAGCUGCUAAAAUUUAAGGAAAGGUUUUUCUUGUCCAGCUGGUCGUAGGCCUUUUCCUGCCUCAGCCCCUCCUGCCUGGCUGCCCCUCGGUUAGAUUGCCCCGAGGUAAAAGCGUUAUUUUGGGUUUCCGACAGUGUGAAUCCCCGGGGCCCUGCGAGGCGGCACAGAUCUCCCGGCUGCGCAGCCGGAGGAUUGCCUGUUUACCACGGAGGGAGAAGCCCGUCGCAGGGGAAUGCUUGCCCAUAUACAGUAAUCUUGUCAGGCUCCUUGGGGGAGAGGAAUGUCUCAUCCCAGCAGCUCCGUGCGGCUGAAAUCCACCCCGUGCAACGGCGCUACGAGCCGGGGACUAUCUUUAGCCUUUCGCUCGGGGGGACCGGGGCCUGGAGCUGCUGCGUCCUUCCCGCCGGGCGCAGCGAGGUUUGCGUCCCGCUCGCCCCUGGCCGACGUUCUCUGCUCCGGGUCGCUGCAGAGCUGAGCCCGAGCGCAGGACGGACUCCGCAGGCUGAGCCGUGCAACGCACGUUGCACCCGCGCUGAGCCGCCGCAGAGGCGUGGGGUUUUCACGUUAUCUUUUGUUCGAGCUGCUCAGCUCGCAGAUAAUCUCGGUGUGUUUAAAUACAGUGAACGUUUGUGUCCCGGCCCCGUGUUCCCCCGAGGGAGUUACUCAUGGAUUCUCUUUCUGCAUUUGAGCUUUCUGCUGAUGCGACCUGCCAAAUAACUCUUGGUACCCAUCUCUUUUAGUGUUACUCAUGUAAACGCUUUAGAAGUUGUCUUUGUUCUUAAAUGCGUGAUUUUUUUAAAGGAGUUUUUCUCUUACUGUGGUGAGUCUCUGAAUUGCUUUGCUAUUAACAUUUUCCAUGGAGAGUGAGAGGGUUUUCUGCCUGGGAACUUCUUGCUGCCACCCUGUUCUGCCCUCAUCCAGCCUCUUACGUUCUGAACAUCCCUUAAGAUAUCCAAACCCACCUUUUAUUGUACCUAGAGCCAGCAGUGGAAGUGCAGGUGUCUGCGACCAUUGUCACUGGUAAGUAAAGAACAGAUCAAGAGAAGUGACUAUUCUUGAUGCGGUAGCCUGGAAUCGCAGUUCUGCCAGGAACCCAUCCAUGGGCACGCUGAGCCCAUCCCAAAAUCCCGCCUUGGAGACACAUGCCUUGUGGCCAAGAGCAAUUUAUGGGAUGAGAUUCUUCUUAUUCUUCUUCAUUUGCUUACUUAUUUUAAUCUGGCUGGCUAGUUUUCCUUCCUUUCCCCAUUUACUUUGAGCAGCUGGCUAACUCUCUGCACUGGGAGCCACUGUGGCAAACAGUCCUCAAAACCAGGUAUGGGACCAAUUUCAGGAUUCUCAUCACGUAACUUUGCUUUUAAAAAUAUCCUGUACUACGUUAAAUUGCUGCGCUCUCUGUGGCAUUGCUGUUCAGGCAGUGGUAGCCUCCGAGCCCGUUCGUCCGUGGGGCCAAAGCGAUUGUCAUUUCAUCAAAACAUCUGUCAAAUACUUUUCACUCCGUUUGGGAAUUUUCACGAGUACCGAGCAGUUCUGGGCACGUUUUCAGCAUUUUACUAUCGCAUGAGCACAAACUGAUAGCGAAAGAGCACAACUCACAGACGAAGUGACGAUUUUCUACCACUAUGGAAGGGUUGUUACUCUCACCGGAACCAGUUUUCACAAAUUCUUAUAGAAGUUUUCAGAUGCCCUGAAGUAGAUAAAAUGCCACUUACUGUUGCCUGCUCUUUCAGGCACGCCAGUGGUCUUCACUCAAGGUCAUUGUCCUCGCUGCCUGCCCUGAAGUAAAUGCAUAUUGCUAAGGGACCCGAAGCCUUUGUGGUCCCCGGCGAUGCUCACCACGUUCCCGGUUUAUGGCGGCAGCAUGGGCCAAGGUUAAGGUUGUGUUGGUGCCAUAGCCGUGUGUUUCUGCAGCUUGGAGUGUUUGGAUUUCUUCUAAACUUGGUCCGAAUCCUGAAUUUUCCGGAGAAUGUACGUUGUUGGAAUAGCCAUAGCGGUCUUUUAAUGUGUGUCUAAUUUUAGAUUAGUGAUAAGCGUAUUCAACCUUAAAUUCUCAUCCAGUAGUUUAAUAACUUCCUUUUUUUAAAAUUGAUUUUGCACAUGGAGACUGAGCAGGGAGCCCAAAGACGGAGCUGCAGGUGCCAACCUCCGGUCCGUGGCUGGCUGCACACGAGGGGUCUGCGGCCCCAGGGGCCAGCCCCGCACACGCAGCCGUGCCCGGAGCAGGCAGGUCGUGUCCCACCAGACGGGUCUGCCGGGGCUCUCCGAUCUCCCGCAGAAAGUCCCCGCUUCCCUCUGCCCGGGAGAGCAGCCCUCGGCGGUGGUGAGAGCCGGGGGAGCUGGCACGUGGCGGGGACGGGCAUGGAGUGCCACCGCAGCGAGGUGGCUGGGAGGAAGGGCGCUUGUCGUCAGCUUUUUUGUAAGGGGUUUUUUGUUUUGUUUUAAUAAAUCAAUGCUAAAAUUUAAACUAUGCACAAGAUCUCCAAAAGUACAAGGUAGUUUUGAGAAUCGGUGUGGCUUCACUGCUAGGGAAGAUAAAGAAUUGAAAAUCCUCAUUACUGGAUCCUGAGAUACUAAAAAUUUCAUUUUUAUGACUACGUAAGAAGAUCUACUUAAAUUCUCAGAAAUUCAGUCUCUUCUUGGAGAGUAAUUCCCAGGAGCCAGGGAAGGAGAAAGCUGUUUUUCACAAACAGAAUUAUCGAAAACUUUUGUUGACAAUCCAACUCGGCUGUACCCUUAGACCCGUGAUUGUCACUCCCCAGCGCGAAGGUGUGUUCUGGAGAGUGUGGCAGGGUGCGCGGGUGACGCUGGGCUGUCACCCUGCUACAGCCCUCGUGGAGAUGACGGGUACCAUCCCGGGCACCACAGGACAAGGGAUUACCUCGCAACAGCAGGGUUAUGAAUGUAUCUGAUGGACUGGCAUUAGACUUUUCUGUUGCCCUACACUGAAUUGCUGCUUUUCUAUGUUCGAUGCCAUUUUGGUCUCUGGGAGUUGCUCUAUCUGAGCUUAAUGAGCACUAUAGCUUUUAAUAUAUUUGUAGAAGUGCUGCUAAUGUUCUUAGAUUAUUUGAAUUCCACACUGUGGUAUAAUAUCUGUUUUAUAUUAUUUUAUCCAUGCUUUUGGUUUUUAUGUAAACUGUUCCUUAUUGUUGUUCAGAAAGAAAAAUUAAAGCUCUAUUCUCUAUGGUUAAUGUAUUUUCAAAUCAGUAAAA
Messenger RNA from Grus americana (Whooping crane), 10441 nucleotides. It is a transcript of the gene SGSM1, whose product is annotated as small G protein signaling modulator 1. The transcript is spliced from 27 exons. NCBI's taxonomy places the organism in Eukaryota, Metazoa, Chordata, Aves, Gruiformes, Gruidae. The record is from RefSeq and is a predicted model, not a curated record. Gene Ontology annotation, biological process: activation of GTPase activity. Gene Ontology annotation, molecular function: GTPase activator activity. Bases 51 to 3572 code for a protein of 1173 amino acids.